AACCGGAUGACAGGAGUCAAAGCAAGCUGCUGUAAACGGACGCAGGGGUAUUUACUGUGCAAUGUAAGAGAAGACUUUUGACGGGUAUUUGAACAACUACAGUACGUUUUAACCAUCUUAGACUCCAAACUGAACUGUGCACUGAGCGAUGGCAGUGGAGAAAUUUGUGUGCAAGACUCUGGAGCUUCUUCAGGAGGAGCGGGAGGCUGAAAUAGAGGAGACCAAGAUAUGGCAGGAGAAUAUUUCCUUGAAGGAUCUUCAGAAUAAAGGAGUUUGCCUGCUGAAGCUUCAGAUAGGGAGUCAGUCCACCGGCCUAUACGGUCGCACCGUCAUCAUUUUAGAGCCCAGGAAGCAUCUUGGCUUCUCCUCACUUCCGAGCAACAGCUUUGGGCCAGGCGAUAUUGUUGGCAUAUAUGAUCCUUCUGGAUGCAGUGCAGCCUCACAGAUUUGCACAGGGAUAGUAACGAGGAUCAGCCAAGCUUCUAUCAGUGUGGCCUUUGAUGACCUGAAGGAUGGAGUCAGUUUUGAUUCAGAUGGUCUUUAUAAUCUCUUGAAGCUGGCCAAUGAUGUUACUUACAAACGGAUGAAACGGGCCUUAAAUGCAUUAAAUGGCUACAGAACCGGACCAGCUUCCUGCCUGAUACAUGUUCUCUUUGGAGAUGCGCAACCUUCUUCUUACUCACAGUCAAAUGAGUUUGAGUUCUUUAAUUCCGAAUUGGACGAUUCCCAGAGAGAAGCUGUAGCCUUCGCUCUUUCACAGAGAGAGCUGGCUGUGGUUCAUGGACCUCCAGGCACAGGAAAAACCACCACAGUGGUAGAAAUCAUCCUGCAAGCUGUGAAACAAGGCCAGAAGGUCCUGUGUUGUGCUGCCUCAAAUGUUGCUGUUGAUAAUUUAGUGGAGAGGCUUGCUCGCUGUAAAGCCAAAGUCCUGAGAUUGGGCCACCCCGCCAGACUACUGGAAUCCAUCCAGAAACACUCACUGGAUGCCAUCCUCGCUCAGAGCGACAACGCAAACAUCAUCGCCGACAUCCGGAAAGAUAUCGACAAAGCAUUGGUGGGGAUGAAAAAGAAAAGUGAAAAAGGAGAGCGAGGAAACUUUAAACGUGAAAUAGGAGAGCUGAGAAAAGAGCUAAAAAGCAGGGAGACAACAGCCAUUGCUGAGAUCCUGAAGAGUGCUGAUGUCGUGUUGUCCACAAACACCGGUGCAUGUGACGACGGUCCUCUGAAGUUCCUGCCGGCAGAGCAUUUUGAUUGGGUGGUGAUUGAUGAGUGUGCACAGGCCCUGGAGAGCAGCUGCUGGAUCGCUUUACUCAGGGCGCGCAAAUGCAUCCUGGCUGGAGACUACAAGCAGUUACCACCAACCAUCAAAUCACAAACAGCUGCAGCUAAAGGCCUGUCCCUGAGUCUCAUGGAGAGACUUAUUCAGAUGUAUGGGGACUCAGUGGUCCGUAUGUUAACAGUUCAGUACCGCAUGAACAGUGCUAUCAUGGAAUGGGCCUCCAAAGAGAUGUACAAUGGACGAUUAACCGCUCACAGCUCCGUGGAGAAACAUGUAUUAAAAGAUCUGCCAGGUGUUGCCUGCGUCGAAGAGACCAGCACACCACUUCUUCUGAUUGAUACCGCAGGAUGUGGACUGAGCGAAAUGGAGAUUGCAGACGAGCAGUCCAAAGGCAACCAAGGUGAGGUCGACAUUGUUUCACUACAUAUAAAGACCUUGACGGAAGCUGGAGUAAAGGCCAAAGACAUUGCAGUUAUUGCUCCAUAUAAUCUACAAGUUGAUCUUCUGCGUCAGAAGCUUUCUGCACGUCACCCAGAAAUGGAAAUAAAGUCUGUGGACGGAUUUCAGGGCAGAGAAAAAGAAGCUGUUGUGUUGUCGUUAGUUCGCUCCAACAGAAAAGGUGAGGUGGGUUUUCUUGCAGAGGACAGACGGAUAAAUGUCGCCGUCACACGCGCAAGACGUCACAUCGCGGUAGUGUGCGACACGCAGACAGUUAGGAAUCACGCUUUCCUUAAAUCUCUGGUGGAUCACAUGACCGAGGUCGGUGAGGUCAGAACUGCAUUCGAGUACCUGCAAGAUAUUGUGCCGCAGAACUACACCCGGGAUCAUAAAGACACAAAGACCAACACUUCCUCCACGUCUAGCAAGCAGAAGAGUAGAGAUCAGGCUCCAGGUAAAGCAAAGGAAGGCCAGAAAAUGACCAGCAGCUGUAAGAACAACACUUCUGGUUCACAGAAUCACACAAAGUCCCACACACCAGUCCAGAAAGACCAAAAAGACAAGAGCAGAUACGCUGAGAUCAGACUGCAAGUGGAGAAUUUUAUGAAGGAUGUAAAUAUGAAAAAUUUACAGUUCCCAUCAACCUUCAACUCGCACGAUCGCCUGCUAGUCCACCAGAUCGCUGAGGAGCUGGGCCUCAUUCAUGAGAGCAGAGGAGAGGGCGGCGGCAGGUGCAUCACUGUCUCCCGGCCCGUGGCAUUGGAACCUGUCGAGGAGCCGACGCAGGAGGAAUCCCAAGAGGAAGAACCAGCUCCUGCUCUGCAGAGUGAGCCGCCACCAUCCCAACCUUUAGUUGAUCUGAAGACGUUACAUCUGGAGAGAAUGCAAAGGGAGCAGCGGAAGAGGGAGGAAAAUGUCCAGCAAAAAAAGCAGAACUGCAACUCUGCAGCUCAGGGAACAAAGAAGUCUAAAGGUUUGUCUCAAACCAUCUGGAAGUGUUACAACUCAUCUGCUCACAGGAUAACUCUGGAUUAUUUCCCCUCAGGAAAGAACAAAACGAAGGCAGGGGCCUGUGACAUCGCUGCCGCCGCUGUUCCAGAUGAUGACUUUGAUGCUCUCAUCAGCGCUGUCGUGAAAGCUGACAGUGUUUGCAGUUUUGUGAAAUGCAAAGCAUCUGUGUUAACACUCGGCCAGCUUUGCAUCUUCUGCAAUCGGCAGUUCUGUCUCAGUCAUCACAUACCAGAGGUUCAUGGCUGUGGAGAUAAGGCAAAGUCUCACGCUCGGAUGAGAAUAAGCAAAGAAGGGGUUCUUUAUGCCUGGAGUGGAAAGAAAGACAAAUCGUUGGACCCUAAUAAGAAAGUGUACCUACAAAGAAAACUGGACUCUAAGCUGAAAGACAUGGCAUCGCAAAGGAAACCAAAAAACAAGGAGAAAGAUACUUAAUGUCGUAAAAUGUCCUUUUUUUAGUUUAUUGAAUGUGAAGACUUUGUU
Poeciliopsis prolifica (blackstripe livebearer) is the source of this 3208-nucleotide messenger RNA. RefSeq names its product immunoglobulin mu DNA binding protein 2 (gene ighmbp2). The coding region runs from base 149 to 3160 and encodes 1003 amino acids. Lineage: Eukaryota; Metazoa; Chordata; Actinopteri; Cyprinodontiformes; Poeciliidae. The record is from RefSeq and is a predicted model, not a curated record. Gene Ontology annotation, molecular function: ATP binding; RNA binding; zinc ion binding. The transcript is spliced from 15 exons.